CAUAGGGGCAGUGUCUUUGGUGCAUACCAAAGCCUAGACAGAUGCCUGAAUAUCAAUUGUGUUGUUGCAUAAAGUGUUAUUAAAGAGGGAGGUCGGUCUAUUCGUGUGAACAGUUGUCCUCGUUUCUUCCCUCACAGCACCAGGUGCCACUCUUGCUCUGGUACCCCCAAAAUGGCUCAUCGAAGUGGGCAGGAGGACCCGGAGCGGUACUUGUUUGUGGACCGCGCUGUCGUCUACAACCCGGCCACACAGGCCGACUGGACAGCCAAGAAGGUGGUGUGGAUCCCUUCAGAGCGUCAUGGCUUUGAGGCGGCCAGCAUCAAGGAGGAGCGGGGAGAGGAGGUGGUGGUGGAACUGUCAGAGAAUGGCAAGAAGGCCGUUGUCAAUAAGGACGACAUCCAGAAGAUGAACCCACCCAAGUUCAGCAAGGUGGAAGACAUGGCUGAGCUCACCUGCCUGAACGAGGCCUCUGUGCUGCACAACCUCAAGGACCGCUACUACUCUGGCCUCAUCUACACUUACUCUGGGCUGUUCUGUGUGGUGAUAAACCCCUACAAAAACCUGCCCAUCUACUCAGAGAACAUCAUAGAGAUGUACAGAGGGAAGAAGCGUCAUGAGAUGCCACCACACAUCUACGCCAUUUCAGAGUCAGCAUACCGCUGCAUGCUCCAAGAUCGUGAAGACCAAUCAAUCCUUUGCACAGGCGAGUCGGGUGCCGGCAAGACAGAAAACACCAAAAAGGUCAUCCAGUACCUGGCCCACGUCGCCUCGUCACACAAAGGACGCAAAGACCACAACAUUCCUCCCGAAUCCCCUAAAGCAUUGAACAAGCUCCAGGGCGAGCUGGAACGGCAGCUUCUGCAAGCCAACCCCAUCCUUGAAUCCUUUGGCAAUGCCAAGACGGUGAAAUUGUCGUCCAUGCCUGAGAACACAGUGGCUCAGAAGCUGUGCCACCUGCUGGGGCUGAAUGUGAUGGAGUUUACCAGGGCUAUUCUGUCCCCCCGCAUCAAAGUGGGCCGAGACUACGUCCAGAAGGCCCAGACCAAAGAACAGGCUGACUUUGCAGUGGAAGCCCUGGCCAAGGCCACAUAUGAGCGUCUGUUCCGCUGGCUCGUCCACCGCAUCAAUAAGGCCCUGGACAGGACCAAGAGACAGGGAGCCUCCUUCAUCGGCAUCCUGGACAUCGCUGGCUUUGAGAUCUUUGAGCUGAACUCAUUUGAGCAGAUGUGCAUCAACUACACCAACGAGAAGCUGCAGCAGCUGUUCAACCACACCAUGUUCAUCCUGGAGCAGGAGGAGUACCAGAGGGAGGGCAUCGAGUGGAGCUUCAUCGACUUCGGCCUGGACCUGCAGCCCUGCAUYGACCUCAUUGAGAGACCGACCAAYCCUCCAGGAGUUCUGGCCCUGUUGGAUGAAGAGUGCUGGUUCCCYAAGGCCACUGAUAAGACAUUUGUAGACAAGGUGCUCCAGGAGCAGGGCACCCACCCCAAGUUCCAGAAACCCCGGCAGCUGAAGGACAAAGCCGACUUCUGCAUCAUUCACUACGCUGGCAGGGUGGACUACAAGGCUGACGAGUGGCUAAUGAAGAACAUGGACCCUCUGAACGACAACGUGGCCACGCUGCUCAACCAGUCCACUGACAAGUUUGUGUCUGAGCUCUGGAAGGACGUGGACCGUAUCGUGGGUCUGGACCAGGUAGCAGGGAUGAACGAGACGGCCUUCGGCGCAGCCUAUAAGACCAAGAAGGGCAUGUUCCGUACGGUGGGCCAGCUCUACAAGGAGUCUCUCACCAAGCUCAUGGCCACGCUGAGGAACACCAACCCCAAUUUUGUCCGCUGCAUCAUCCCCAACCACGAGAAGAGGGCUGGUAAGCUAGACCCCCACCUGGUUCUGGACCAGCUGAGGUGUAAUGGUGUUCUGGAGGGGAUCCGUAUCUGCAGACAGGGCUUCCCCAACCGUAUCRUYUUCCAGGAGUUCAGACAGAGGUAUGAGAUCCUCACCCCCAACGCCAUCCCCAAGGGCUUCAUGGAUGGCAAACAAGCCUGUGAGAGAAUGAUCCGAGCCUUGGAGUUGGAUCCUAACCUGUUCAGGAUUGGKCAGAGUAAGRUSUUCUUCAGGGCUGGAGUGCUGGCUCACCUGGAGGAGGAGAGAGACAUGAAGAUCACUGACRUCAUCAUCUACUUCCAGUCUGUCUGCCGGGGAUACCUGGCCCGCAAGGCGUUUGCUAAGAAGCAGCAGCAACUGAAUUGUCUGAAGGUGCUUCAGAGGAACUGUUCUGCCUACCUGAAGCUGAAGCAUUGGCAGUGGUGGAGACUCUUUACCAAGGUGAAGCCCCUGCUGCAGGUGACCAGGCAGGAGGAGGAGAUGCAGGCCAAGGAUGAUGAGCUUGUCAAGGUGAAGGAGAAGCAGACCAAGGUGGAGGUAGAACUGGUGGAGAUGGAGAGAAAGCACUCACAGCUGAUUGAGGAGAAGAACAUCCUAGCGGAGCAGCUGCAGGCCGAGACGGAGCUGUUUGCCGAGGCUGAGGAGAUGAGAGCCCGUCUGGCCGCUAAGAAGCAGGAGCUGGARGAGAUCCUUCAUGACCUGGAGUCUAGAGUGGAGGAGGAGGAGGAGAGAACCCAGGGCCUGCAAAGUGAGAAGAAGAAGAUGCAGUCUCACAUCCAGGACCUGGAAGAGCAGUUGGAUGAGGAGGAGGCUGCCAGGCAGAAGCUGCAGCUGGAGAAGGUGACAGCCGAGGCCAAGAUGAAGAAAUUUGAGGAGGACAUCUUGCUCCUGGAGGACCAGAAYUCCAAGUUCCURAAGGAGAAGAAGCUCCUGGAUGACCGUGUGAAUGAGAUGAUGUCCCAGCUGACUGAGGAGGAGGAGAAGGCCAAGAACCUGGGCAAGACAAAGAACAAGCAGGAGGUKAUGAUGGUGGACCUGGAAGAGCGUUUGAAGAAGGAGGAGAAGACUCGUCAGGAGCUGGAGAAGGCCAAGAGGAAGCUGGAUGGAGAGACCACAGACCUGCAGGACCAGAUAGCUGAGCUGCAGGCCCAGAUAGAGGAGCUCAGGGUGCAGCUGGCCAAGAAGGAGGAGGAGCUACAGGCUAUACAGGCCAGGGGAGACGAGGAGGUGACCCAGAAGAACAACGCCCUGAAGCAGGUACGGGAGCUACAGGCCCAGUUGGCAGAGCUGCAGGAAGACCUGGAAUCAGAGAAGGUCUCYAGGAACAARGCUGAGAAGCUCAAGAGAGAUCUGAGUGAGGAGCUGGAGGCCUUAAAGACUGAGCUGGAGGACACCCUGGACACCACCGCAGCCCAGCAGGAGCUCAGGACCAAGCGUGAGCAGGAGGUGACRGAGCUGAAGAAGGCCAUCGACGAKGAGACCAAGAACCACGAGGCYCAGAUCCAGGAGAUGAGACAGAGACACUCCACGGCCCUGGAGGAGCUGUCUGAGCAGCUAGAGCAGACCAAAAGGUUCAAGGUCAACCUGGAGAAGAACAAGCAGARCACAGAGAGUGCCAACAAGGAGCUGGUCAGUGAGGUAAAGGGGCUGCAGCAGGCCAAGACGGAGUCAGAACACAAGAAGAAGAAGCUGGAGGCCCAACUCCAGGAGUUCAUGGCCCGGGUCACAGAGGGAGAGAAGGGCAAGGGAGAGCUGGCCGACCGCUCCCACAAACUACAGACGGAGCUGGAUARUGUGUCUGCUCUGCUGGAAGAUGCAGAGAGGAAGGGAAUCAAGCUGGUUAAAGACACCACUGUCCUGGAGRGYGCUUUGCAGGACACACAGGAGCUUCUCCAGGAAGAGACGCGUCAGAAGCUGAACAUGAGCAGUCGUAUCCGCCAGCUGGAGGAGGAGAAGAGCACCCUGCAGGAGCAGCAGGAGGAGGAYGAGGUGGCGYGCAGAAACCUGGAGAAACAGCUGUGCACACUGCAGGCCCAGCUGUUUGAGACCAAGAAGAAGCUGGAGGAUGACGUGGGGAUGGUGGAGGGUCUGGAGGAGGUGAAGARGAAGCUGCAGAAGGACAUGGAGCUGGCCACCCUGAGRYUGGAGGAGAAGGGCAUCGCCUUUGAGAAGAUGGAGAAGACCAAGACCCGCCUGCAGCAGGAGCUGGACGACCUCAUGGUGGAUCUGGACCACCAGAGAACCAUCGUCUCCAACCUGGAGAAGAAGCAGAAGAAGUUUGACCAGUUGCUGGCUGAGGAGAAGAACAUCUCUGCACGCUACGCUGAGGAGAGGGACAAGGCUGAGGCAGAGGCCAGGGAGAAGGAGACCAAGUCCCUGUCUCUGGCCCGGGCUCUGGAUGAGGCUCUGGAGGCCAAGGAGGAGUUUGAGAGACUCAACAAGCAGCUGAGGAGUGAGAUGGAGGACCUAAUGAGCUCCAAGGACGACGUGGGCAAGAACGUCCAUGAGUUGGAGAAGUCCAAGAGGACUCUGGAUCAGCAGCUGGAGGAGAUGAGGACUCAGCUGGAGGAGCUGGAGGACGAGCUGCAGGCCACGGAGGAYGCCAAGCUGCGUYUGGAGGUCAACAUGCAGGCCAUGAAAGCCCAGUACGAGAGAGACCUGCAGGGGCGAGACGACCAGAACGACGAGAAGAAAAGGGCGCUUGUCAAACAGGUGCGUGAGAUGGAGGCAGAGCUGGAGGAUGAGAGGAAGCAGAGAGCCCUGGCCGUGGCUGCUAAGAAGAAGCUGGAGAUGGACCUGAUGGACAUGGUGGGACAGAUAGAGGGCGCCAACAAGGCCCGUGACGARGCCAUCAAGCAGCUACGCAAAUUGCAGUCCCAGAUGAAAGACUACCAGAGGGAGUUGGAGGACGCCCGGGCCUCUCGGGACGAGAUAUUCUCCCAAUCCAAGGAGAACGAGAAGAAGCUGAAGAGCCUGGAGGCCGAGGUUCUCCAGCUKCAUGAGGACCUGGCGGCGUCAGAGAGGGCGCGGCGCCACGCAGAGCAGGAACGGGAUGAGCUAGCGGAUGAGAUCUCCAACAGCACCUCGGGCAAGUCUGCCUUGAUGGAUGAGAAAAGGAGGCUGGAGGCUCGCAUUGCUCAGCUGGAGGAGGAACUAGAGGAGGAACAGGGCAACAUGGAGCUGCUCAAUGACCGCUUCCGCAAGACCACCAUGCAGGUGGACACCCUGACCCUGGAGCUUGUGGCAGAGCGCAGCUUGGCCCAGAAGAGUGAGAAUGCGCGCCAGCAGCUGGAGAGGCAGAACAAGGACUUGCGGGCCAAGCUGGGYGAGCUGGAGGGCUCCGUGAAGAGCCGGUUCAAGGCCUCCAUCACCGCCCUGGAGGCCAAGAUACUGCAGCUGGAGGAGCAGCUGGAGCAGGAGGCUAAGGAGCGAGCAGCGGCCAAUAAGCUUGUGAGACGGACAGAGAAGAAGCUGAAGGAGGUGUGCAUGCAGGUGGAGGACGAGCGCCGCCAUUCCGACCAGUACAAGGAACAGAUGGAGAAGGCCAGCUCUCGCAUGAAGCAGCUGAAGAGACAGCUUGAGGAGGCUGAGGAGGAGGCCACACGUGCCAACGCCUACCGCAGGAAGCUGCAGAGGGAGCUGGAUGAUGCCACUGAGGCCAGCGAAGGUCUCAGCCGUGAGGUCAACACACUCAAGAGCCGCCUCAGGCGUGGAGGCCCCAUCAGUUUCUCCUCCAGCCGCUCGGGCAGGCGUCAGCUGCAGGUGGAGGGAACAUCGCUCGACCUCCUAUCCGACGACGAGGUGGAAAACAAGCCCACRGACGCCAAUGCCAACGAGACRCCAGCRGCUCCCCAACCAGAGUAGAAGCUCUCCCUCCAGCCCACACGCAGCAUGGCCUCYGCCCCCACAAMCCUUACCCCUGUCCUCCUAACCCCAGACACCAGCAGUGGACCCCACUACUCUGCCUUACCCCUCUAUGGCAAGCUGCAGGGCCAAGCAAAUCCAUAAUCUCCUCCAUAUGAAUAUACUGCACAUCAAGCCUUGRAUUCGUUUUUAACAUCAAUUGCAGAUAAAAGUGCAUUUAAAUUGCAUAGGAGUCUGAGUGUGCAUAAGCACUCGAAAACAAAUAACAGGAAAACAAAUAAUUAUGUUAAGCUACUUCCCUGGAACAGCCAUUAGAAUCAAACAGCCCUCUAGCUAGAAUUUAACCACUGUCAUUUCAGCUGGUUUACUGGCACACAGGUGGACGACUGCACACAAGUCGGUAAAAACAUGUGUCUUUGAUGAUUGUACAGGAUUGGACCAGGAUAUGUAAAACAAAGCACAGCAUAAGCGAGGGAAUUAUUUUUAAAUGGUAGC
Messenger RNA from Salvelinus sp. IW2-2015, 6243 nucleotides. Its product is annotated as myosin-10-like. The record is from RefSeq and is a predicted model, not a curated record. Gene Ontology annotation, molecular function: actin filament binding; ATP binding; microfilament motor activity. Gene Ontology annotation, biological process: regulation of cell shape; mitotic cytokinesis; actomyosin structure organization. Gene Ontology annotation, cellular component: cytoplasm; myosin filament; myosin II complex. NCBI's taxonomy places the organism in Eukaryota, Metazoa, Chordata, Actinopteri, Salmoniformes, Salmonidae.